AAAAGAGACAGAAAAUGAACGACUGGAGGAGACAAUGAUCGCCAAACAUUUCCUUAUCCAUUGAUAAACAAAGAUCCUCGAUUUCCGCUUCACUUCUCUCUCUCUUUUCUCAAACACCAUGGCAUCAAGCAUGUCUUCUUCUCCUUCCUCUUUGUUGCUUCCCCUUGGUUCUGCAUCUGAGAAGAAACUGUAUGCCAAUCAUAUGGCCUUCUCAAAUAUCAGGGCUCAAGCUAUAAUUGUUAGGUCUUCAAGUUGUAAGACAAGGAAAUACAGCAAUGGACCGGAUUUAGUUACACGAAGGGAUGUGAUGGGGUUGCUUUUCGGAGUUCCGAUCAUCUCGUUGAACUCGCCAGAUGCCGAUGGUGCCGGCUUGCCACCCGAAGAAAAGCCGAAACUAUGCGAUGAUGCCUGCGAAAAGGAGCUUGAAAAUGUACCUAUGGUAACUACGGAAUCCGGUUUGCAGUACAAGGAUAUUAAAGUUGGUGAAGGUCCCAGUCCUCCAGUUGGUUUUCAGGUUGCUGCUAAUUACGUCGCAAUGGUUCCUUCUGGACAAAUAUUCGAUAGUUCGCUGGAGAAAGGUCAGCCCUACAUAUUUCGAGUUGGAUCCGGACAGGUGAUAAAGGGGCUUGAUGAGGGGAUUUUGAGCAUGAAAAUAGGAGGGAAGCGCAGACUUUAUAUUCCGGGACCAAAAGUACCAUGGAGGUCCUUGCACUAAGAGUCGGAUUGUAUUUUAUCCCUUUACUUAAAAAAUAAAUAAAUUAGUCCAUGUACAAUAGAAAAAAGAAAAAAAACGGUCUAUCUGCUAAAAAUUACAUUCAUUUCUACUAUUGAAAACUGAUCCUUAUAUGGCGGCAUAUCGCAUGUUUUAACAAUAUAAAUGGAUGAAAUUUUUACUAAAAGUGACUAAUUUGCUCUUUGAUCAAGCGUAUAAAGAUUGAUUUAUUCUUUUUUUGAUUAAAUGGGGUAAAGUGCAAUCCGACUCCUAAUACAGGGGCCUUUACGAGACUUUUACCAUUGAUGAACAUGUGAUAUAGCUGGCAUUCCCGAAGGGUUUAACUUCUGCACCAGGAAGACCAAGGGUAGCUCCAAGUAGCCCAGUCGUUUUUGAUGUGAGUUUGGAAUA
Messenger RNA from Gossypium raimondii (Peruvian cotton), 1123 nucleotides. RefSeq names its product peptidyl-prolyl cis-trans isomerase FKBP16-3, chloroplastic. Gene Ontology annotation, molecular function: peptidyl-prolyl cis-trans isomerase activity. The record is from RefSeq and is a predicted model, not a curated record. Lineage: Eukaryota; Viridiplantae; Streptophyta; Magnoliopsida; Malvales; Malvaceae. The transcript has 7 exons. The coding region runs from base 119 to 715 and encodes 198 amino acids.